This is a messenger RNA of Erigeron canadensis, 1874 nucleotides long. RefSeq names its product BTB/POZ domain-containing protein At3g50780. The transcript has 2 exons. The record is from RefSeq and is a predicted model, not a curated record. Lineage: Eukaryota; Viridiplantae; Streptophyta; Magnoliopsida; Asterales; Asteraceae. Bases 153 to 1757 code for a protein of 534 amino acids.
UAUUUUCCAUUCAUUCUUGAAAAUAAAAAAAGAAUCUUUAUCAAAAAAGAUAUGAAUUUAUCUUGAUAUUUUUUUUGUUUUAAUUGUCGGUGUUAGUCCUUUUUCUGUUUUAUAAACUUCAAUGUAUAUUUGUUGAAGUGUGUAAUGUAAAAAUGGCUGAAAUUAGACUAACAACAAAAGGGCAAGCCAAGGUUAGGAAUGUACCAAUAGCAGUAACUCCAGAAGGAUUUUGGUGUUGUCCAUCACCUGUUAUGUUUCAAAAAAACUUAAAACCACAACAUCCAUUAAACAAGCCUAAAUCAUCAUCAUCUUCAUCAUUAGUAGCUCCACCUAAUAAGAAUUCUAGUGAUCACAAAAAACAUUCAUCAGAACUUGAAAAUAAACCAUCAUCAAGAGCCACUUCUAAGUCAGAAAAUGGUGUAGUUGUUCCUGAUGAUCAAAGGAAAAAUGGGCUUGAAACACCUGUUGUGGCUGACAGGACUGCAGUGAGACCAAAUACCGAAAAUUUGCCUAGAAAGGUUUCUAUUGAGUUUGGUGAACCUGGAACUGGUGAUUUAAAAGUUGUGUUAAUGGGGAAACAAGGGUUUGUUGUGAAGUUGAGUGUGCAUAAGAAUAUAGUUCAGGAGAAUAGUAGUUUUUUCGCUGAGAAGUUAUUAGCGCAACAUCCGACUUUUAGUUGUAUUGAAGUUGAUGAUUGUGAGGAUGUUGAAACUUAUGUUGAGACUGUUGGGUUGAUGUAUUGUAAGGAUUUGAAGCAGAGGUUGAUCAAACAAAGCGUUUCUCGUGUGCUUCGUAUUCUUAAGGUUGCAGAGCAGCUUGGGUUCAAAACAUGCAUGGAAUCCUGCUUAGAUUUCCUGGAGGCUGUCCCGUGGGUAGGAGAUGAAGAAGAAGAGCGGGUGGUAGCUUCUGUGUUGCAUCUUCAAAGUGAAGGUAUUCAGGUCAGCCCAAUAUUAAAACGAGUAGCAUCUGAUGUUUCCAAACCCCCUAAAGACACCCUCUCACACGUGCUCCAGCUCGUCCUCAAAAGCAAUGAAGAGAAAGGACGCCGGGAAAUGAAGUCAAUCGUCUUAAAACUUUUAAGAGAAAGUAACAAGUCCCUUCCAAACUCAAGCUCAUCAACUGCUAUUGACCUCUGUAACGACACCAUUUACGCCUCUUGUAGAACCUGUUUGGGUUCUUUGUUGUUUUUAUUCCGACAAGUAGCCCAGCCUGAGUUUGCACACCAACCCAUGGAGCUCAAGGACCCGGUAAUCAAACAGAUGGUUUUGGAGGCUGAUAACCUCUCAUGGUUACUUGAUAUAUUAGCAGACAAGCACGCAGCAGACGAGUAUGCAGUCAUGUGGGCUAGCCAACAAGAAUUAGCUGGACUACACCCACGGGUUCCUAUAGUCAAUCGUUACCACAUUAGCUGCAUAACUGCGAGGCUAUUUGUUGGGAUAGGAAGAGGCGAAGUUUUACCAAGUAAAGACACCCGCCAUCUGCUUUUAAAAACUUGGUUACAGCCAUUGAUCGACGAUUACAGUUGGUUACAACACGGGUGCAAGUCAUUUGACCGUAAGGUUGUAGAGGAAGGGAUUGGGAGGACUAUAUUAACACUCCCACUCGAGGAUCAACAGAUCAUUUUACUUGGGUGGUUGAGUAGUUUCUUAAAGGCAGGCGAUAACUGUCCAAAUCUACAAAAGGCGUUUGAGGUAUGGUGGCGUAGGACGUUUGUUAGACCGUACACGGAACAAGGCAACUCACAACCUUCGGAUUAACUCAUUUGAAUAUCUGAGUGCUUGUAACAAAUAUGUAACAGUGUGCAUUUCGUUUCAUUGAUUUUGUUUUGAGAAUCGAAAUUUAGUUUGGUUUGUUAUUAAUUAUAAUUUUAAUAA